AUGAUACGAGCUGUUGAAAGAAUGCGGCUGGGUCUCGUUAAGAAGAAUGCAAUUCGGACCGACUAUCGGCGGGCCGGGAUGGCAGCAGAGACCUGCGGAAGCCACGGGGCAAAGUAUCAACUUGUCGAUCCAAUGGACGGAAGCUGGGUGUCGGGAGCAAGCAAUUGCAUAUUGCGGAGGGUGCCACAACCGUCAGAAUGUGAAGGGCGAGACUCCCCAACGGCCGGCGUCCAGGGCCUGUGUGGAUUGCUUUGUUUGGUGGAGAGGGAGAGACACGAUGAUUGCGGAGUUGAGACAAAAUGUUCCACAUCGAUGAAAGCUGGGGGCGAUGGCGGCGUAAAUACUAGAAGAAGCAAAGCACUGGAUGUAUUGGGGAAGCUGGAUGCAAUCCGUAAAUACUCCUGCCGGUCGUUUGGUGACGGCUGGUGGUGCAAACGGCAGCCAACUGGUCCAUUUGCUGUCCUCACAGUCGUCAUUGGAAUCACCAUCACUUGCCUGCCCGAAUACCACGACAUUCCACACCGCGAUCUCAAGCCCCAGGCCGCCCGCUCUUUCACCAUCGCUCAAGCUGGUCCUCCAAUACUAGCUCGCAGUUCUCAAACUACCCUGUCGUGGCUUUUGCGGUGUCACGGGAUGCAUGGGACUAUUAGAGGACAGCGGUGCAUCCUAUGCCUGCAGCGUCCUGCCUUCAUACCUACCUACCUAGGCUCUGAUGGCUAUUAUUUCAACAGCGACACUCCCCGACCCGAGGUCAGCCUCUCAUUCAUGCCUUUCCAUACAACAAUGUCCGCCGUCCUGCCUGCUGCAGCCUCAUUUGCCCAAGCCCUACACGCCCUACACCAUGCCCACGAUCCGAGAGCUGCCAUUGCCCCCCCACAGCCUGGUGCUCUUGCGGCUGGUGCAGACACCUCCUCCUUGUCGCCAACUGAUGCUGCUGCGCUGGGCCCGAGACCAGGCAAGCGACCUGCUGCCCGUGGCACCUCCUUCUAUCCCCGAAAACGGGCAAAUACAGCUUGCCAAGUCUGCCGUGCGCGCAAAACAAAAUGCGACAACUCAAAACCCAGUUGCUCAUAUUGUCUGAGUGUUGGCGCCACAUGCAUUCAGUCACCUGCGGACCUGUCGAGCUUUGAUCCGGCUAGCCUCAAGAUUUUAGAUCGAUUAGAUGAUCUAGAAAGACUUUUCCGCGAAAGUGCAACUUCUACAACAGCCAGCAACCUCAACAGUGUGGACCCAGCUUCGAAUGCGUGGCAUCCCCCUGAUAUUACGAGACGCAUGAGCUCCAACAGCCACGGCCGCCCAAAAGAGAUUGAACCAUUCACUAAAGGAGAUGGGCCAGGACUGGGCAGCAUUCUACCACUUCGCGUGGAUCACGUUCUUCAGUGGCCUCUGUUCAACGAGCAGGGACAGCAUGAGCCACUCUAUCGCCUUCCUCCAGCCGCCAUUUCUACCCCAUCUGCAGCACCAUCCGCGCUGGCAGGGCUAGUAGACAUGGAGUCUUACAAUAUUUAUCAACUCUUGGACAGAUUCUUCCUAUAUAUUCACUGCAAGAACCCCAUCCUUGAUGAAACAUCGACAAGGCGCCUUGUUGGCAAUGCGUUUCUCAACGGUAUUGAUUGGUCCCCAGCGUCGUGCUUGGCCAUGGUCAUUUGCGCGCUCGGGAGCGUUGCUACGCCAUUUGGUAACAGUCAUGAGGUUAAGCCCGGAUCACAGGCGUACCAAGACUCGCAAGUCUUUUUUCAUGCGGCGCAAAAACGAAUUGGCAUCAUGCUGAUGAGCUCCGAUCUCGUCGGUGCGCAAUGCCUUUUCCUGUCCGGCGUCUAUAUGAUGAUGGGCGCAGUACAUGUCCGGAGGCUCGGAAUCUUCUCUCGAUUCGAUGGAGAUGGAUCGUCAAGACACCCAGGAGCAGGCGGUAUACUGGUCAGCAUGGAAUCGGAGCGGGAGCUCCGAAAUGAACUUGACCUACCAGACUUUGACAUUGUUCACUCAGGAAGCACGCUCUAUCCACCAUUCUUCCCAGCGCCGCCAAUCCCACCCGCGGAAUCCCCUGAGGGCCCCGAUCCGGAGACACAACGGGCUAAAGGCGCUUGGUUAUUUUACCUGGCAGAGAUAUCGUUACGAAGGCUGACUAGCCGCCUUUGUAGUGAAGUCACCAAACUUCGUCAAAAAAUACCCACCAACGCGAGAUUUCUGGAGGUACUAGGCGAAAUGAUUACCGAGUACGAGGGCCAGGCACGCGCAUGGUCUGACAAUCUCCCGACGGAGCUCUCUAUACAAACACCUGUGGCAGAGGACGGUAUCUCCCGGUCGGUCCUCCGGGGACGACUAAUCAAUUUAUACGAAAUGUUUUAUUGGCCUUUUGUCAUGGCCAGAUUAAACGCCGCGGCUUCUGGUGUUUCCGUGAGCGACUCAGUUUCUCAUUUUUCACGUACCGGCUUGGAGAUGCAUGUUCACCAAGUGCAUGUCAAUGAGCCAGGAUUCUUCCACCGACACCACGGGUCACUAUUUAUGAUUCGAGCCUGCACCAGAAGCGCGUUGGUUCUCGUCGCUGCCGCAAAAUCUGGAAUAUGCAUGCCCGCCAACUGGCAGCAGUCUGUUUAUAACGUGGCUGGGAUGCUCGGAUAUUGGGAAGAUGAGGAUUCUGAUUUGAUACAAUGGAGAACGACUCUGGAAAAGGAAUUGGCCUCCAUUUUACGACGAUGA
Cordyceps militaris CM01 is the source of this 2700-nucleotide messenger RNA. RefSeq names its product C6 zinc finger domain protein. The transcript has 7 exons. NCBI's taxonomy places the organism in Eukaryota, Fungi, Ascomycota, Sordariomycetes, Hypocreales, Cordycipitaceae. Gene Ontology annotation, molecular function: zinc ion binding; DNA-binding transcription factor activity, RNA polymerase II-specific. Gene Ontology annotation, biological process: regulation of DNA-templated transcription. The record is from RefSeq and is a predicted model, not a curated record. The coding region runs from base 1 to 2700 and encodes 899 amino acids.